Messenger RNA from Podarcis lilfordi (Lilford's wall lizard), 16468 nucleotides. The record is from the annotation of a GenBank genome assembly. Lineage: Eukaryota; Metazoa; Chordata; Lepidosauria; Squamata; Lacertidae.
AUGGCGGAGGAGCCCCUGGAGGAAGAACUGAAGAAGCUGGAGAGAAGUUUUCCCGGAGAGAAGGGCGACAAGGUCUGUGAAGGGCAGAAACCGAUUGCCCCGCACCUCUUGGGACCUCGGACAGUCGCCUUCCUCCCUCCCCACUGAAGGGUUUGGGGCAGGAUGAUCUGAAGGUGUUCGCUGGCCAACACCACAAGGUGAAGAGCCAUUCAUGGAGAAUGCAGGAAACCACCUGGGACCAUCAAACCUCUGACUAUUGGAUCUCACUUCUUUCUGCAAAACUUAGAUCAUGUCACGGUCUACCCCAAGGUGAGAUACAGAAAUGAUGGAAAGUGUUGCCAGAAGAGAACUGAGGCUGUGAGCUAUGAGAGCUGGAGGAACUAAACCAGAAACUUUUCAGCUUUCUGUUUACCCUAUUGAUUGAUGGACUGGGUGAAAAGGCCACGGGCUGAGCCAUAAUUAUUUUUUUUUCUUUUCCAGUUUUCAUUUCCCCCAACGCUACUGGAGCUUCAGUACCUGCCCUGCAGACAUGGAGCAGCAGUACCUUGAACUCUAUGCUGAACACAUGCAAGACAAAUUCAGCUUCAGCCUGAUAGAGAAGAACAAGGAUGAGCUAGUAUGGGAGGCCUAUGUGAGACAAGGUGAGGUUUGACCAAGGGAGCGCCACAAGGGUGGACUAUAGAAAGAUGGAAAAGGACAUCCAAGCCACAUGCCUUGACUGCCUCUUUCCCGAUCUCUUUCAGAAGAGCUGAAGUCUUCUGUUUUGCACCCAGCACAAGGUCAGUAAGAAUGAUUUGUUUAUUUCCCUUGACUUAUAGUUAUUCACCACCACUACCGCCCAUGCUUGAAAUGUGCAGAAGGGCACAUUAUUGGAAGGGUUCUCCCCAGUCCCCCUCACCCCAUACGACAUCACUUAAGAACUUCUAGAUUUUACAGCUCUACACCUGGCAAACUUCCUCUUUCUUAUUAUGAAAUCAAUCAUGCUUGUCAAGAAAUGGGAAUGCUGGCAACUCAGCAAAUUCUUCAUAUCAAAAGCAACUCAGACUCUGAGUUUGUAUAUCCUGACUUCCUUUCCCGUUUGUUGUGUUUGUUGUAACACUUGGGAUCAUGCAUCUAAACUGGAGGAUAUUCUAGAGAGCUUUGGACAAAAUUUGGAACUUCUGAUUCACCCUCUGUUUUGCUUCUGUCUGCAUGCUUCAUACAUAUGUGCGCUCUCUUCCUUUCCAGGUCCUAGUGGCUGCAUUCAGACCUCUGCACUGUCCUUCAGUACUGCUUCAACAAUCGGUGAGUCUCUCCUCAUAUUUAAUACAGUCAAACCAACAAUUCAUGUUUUGCCAGAUAGGUGCAUGAAGGGGCUGAGGCUCAAAGAGUUUUCCUAUAAACUUGCCGGAGAGAACUCCAUGAGAUCACUUCCUCUUUGUGUCCUGACAGGAAGAGGGCAUAGUUAUAUAUGCUCCUCCCUGCCUGGGCACUAUCUCCUUUUCUACUCUUUUCCACCAUGGUACAACAUGAGAACAUCUCUAAGUCUGAGCUCAAACUCAGACUCCAUUUUUAAGCUAGACUUAGUCUGUCUUAGUAACUCAAUUACCUGCUUGCAUCAAGCUACUGUACCUGUUAUUCUUCAAGAUGUAUUCUGAGUAGAUGCUAUUUUUAUGUCUUAGAAGACUGCUUUUCUGUAAUUAUUAUUUUAAGGGAGAGAAAAGGGGAUAAAAAUCCUGGAUUACUAAAAGUAAAAAGCUAAAGCUAGCCUUUCUAAGGAAGGAAGGAUGAUAUCUAAUAAAUAUAACCUUCCCUAGCACCUAAUCAAAUCCAACAAUAUUCUCAGUUGUUUUCAGUCUCUGCAAUUGUCUGAGAGGCUGAAGUGCUUCAAGGAAGAUAAGUUCCCUAUUUAGUGAAAUCUAGGGAGAGAUGAGCCAUCUACAACUGUGUGUGCGUGUUUAAGUCAAUUCUUUUUAUUUUCAUCUGACAGAGGUCCACCCUCCAUUCUCAUCUGAGAUGCAUUUAAUUGGCCAUCACCAGGAACAGCCGAUCCAGAGGAUCACCAAUGUCGAAGAGGUUCUGCAUGUGCUGCUUGGCACUCUCCUGGAUGAGGAGCGGUACCAAAAAAUCUCCUCAAGAGACACCAGCCCAGAAAAAAAAAUGAGGGAGCUCUACAGGCUGGUGCCAAGCUGGAGCAACACUUGCAAAGACUUGUUUUACAAAGCACUGAAAUCCAAACACAAGUUCCUUAUUGCUAACCUUGAGGGGAAAUAAGACCAAGAGAGACAAUAGGAACUCCAACUGUAUUUUCUGUGGUCUUUGACACUGGUUGUGGCUCUUUUACUGUUUCUGAAUUCCAUUGUUGUAAGAGCACAACAAAAUGGCAGGAAAUUGCCUAAGUCUCACAGUUCCUUCCCAUGUAAUUUUUUUUAACCUGUCACCAAGCAGUUACUGCUAAACAGACCUGCUGUACAAUUGUUGUCAUUGUUGUUUUAUUAUUGUUGCAAUAACAACACAAGGCCUCAAACUUUGACAGAAGGACAUCAACAGAAGUUGUUUUUCUGAGCAUGAAACAUAGACAGACACUUAACACAGCAUCUCUCCACAGUCUCUUAUUUUAUUUAACAAUGCAUAGCACUUACACAAUAAAACCCCUCAGUUAUAAGCUUGUAUCGUGACUCUUUCCAUCAUCACAUUCCCUGUCAAGGAGAGCUUUGACAACAUCCUGAAAGGGCUGCUGCAGGAGGCAGAUGUCUUGGCUACCCAAAGGAUGUCAGGCUGGGGAGGCAGGCGGAAUUCUGGUGUGCUUCAAUACAGUUCUGGAAUUAAGGGCGGUGUCCUGGGCCCCCUUUUUGUGCCAGCCCUUUUGUCUUCCAUUUUUAGAAGGCUACAGGUUGGGGCAUGACGUGCCUUACCCUGGUGGGCCUUUUACACAUCCUAAAGGGCAGCACAGUAUAUCACACACCCAAUUUGCCCACCAGAGAGCACAGCAGAAUUGCUGCAAAUCCGAAUUUUUAAGCCAGGUCUCUUCCCACUCCCCGCCUGCAUGAAAUGGUUGCUCCUUGGCCCUCUGCAUCCCUUCGCUUCUUCCCACAUUCCCACAUCCUUAUCCCAGCCUUAGAUCCCAGGGACAAAAAGCCCCUUCCCUUUACCCCAGUAUAGGAGAAACUCAGAGCUAACCAAAACAUCCCAGGAAAAUCUUGAGCGGGUUCUGGAGUCCUUCCUUCCUGGGGGCCCUUGCACACUCACUUAAACUCAGGGCUGAGCAGGAGCACUGGAAAGGAGAGAGCAACAAGAAUAUUUAUGAUUAUGAUUAGUUAUUACAUUUCCUAGUCUCUAUACAAAAAAGUCUCAAAGCAACUUAGCAAUAUAAAAUACAGCUGGAUAAAAUCUGUUAAAAUUAAACCACAAGACAUCCAAAAAAUACAGAGAAAUUGUUCCAAUUUAUAGUGCUUUUUGGGUUCUGUUCCAAUGUUUCUUUAGCCAUUCCACUGUCAAACAGCUCUUACUGUCCAAAAGGUCUUCCUUGAAGCCAUUGGUUUGAGUCCUUCCCUCUAGAACAGAACACAGGCUUGUUCCCUCUUCCAUGUGACAGCCCUCUAGAUAUUUGAAGACAGCUAUCUCCUCUCAGUCUCCCCUUUUCUAGGGUAAACAUACCCAGCUCCUUCAACCCUUCCUCUUAAGGCUUGGUUUCCAGACCCUUGAUCAUCUUGCUUGCUUCCCACUAUCCAUAUUUCCACAGAUAUAUUCUGCUUUUUUUGUUUGCUUGCUUGCUUUACCUGCAGUGAGUCUUAUGACAACCUUUGAUAUUCAAAACUGGGGAAAAGCCUCCACCUCAGAUUUCCUUUUAAUAUCAUAAAUCAGUGCUUUUUUUCUGGGGAGGCCGCAGGGGCACGCAUACCCCUAAACAUUUUGUGAAUCUUUGUACUUUUGUCCAUUUACUGUAUUUAAUUUUCCCCAAUUUGAACAAUAAAAUGAUGAUUUUCUUGAGUUAAAAUGAGAGUACCCCUAAACAUUUUUUUAGAAAAAAGCACUGCCAUAAAUUCUCUAUCGGCGUUGCCACAAAUCCGCUGCCAGCGAAAAAAGCCAGAGGCAUAGCUGUCAAGCAUAGCUGGAAGUGAGAGCUGGACCAUAAAGAAGGCUGAUUGCCGAAGAAUUGAUGCUUUUGAAUUAUGGUGCUGGAGGAGACUCUUGAGAGUCCCAUGGACUGCAAGGAGAUCAAACGCAUCCAUUCUUAAGGAAAUCAGCCCUGAGUGCUCACUGGAAGGACAGAUCGUGAAGCUGAGGCUCCAAUACUUUGGCCACCUCAGGAGAAGAGAAGACUCCUGGAAAAGACCCUGAUGUUGGGAAAGAUGGAGGGCACAAGAAGGGGACGACAGAGGACGAGAUGGUUGGACAGUGUUCUCGAAGCUACAAACAUGAGUCUGACCAAGCUGUGGGAGGCAGUGGAAGACAGGAGUGCCUGGCGUGCUCUGGUCCAUGGGGUCACGAAGAGUCGGACACGACUAAAUGACUAAACAAUAGCUGUCAACUUUUCUCUUUUCUUGCGAGGAAUCCUAUUCUGAUUAACGGAAUUUCCCUUUAAAAAAGGGAAACGUUGACAGCUACGGAUAGGAAGGCGAUCUCAGAGGAGCCCGCCCCCGGGGUUUUUCUGACACUCCUCCUUCUGACUAGGAGGAAGCAAGAGCGGGACAAGACUGAUAGGUAGCAGCAGAGCGGGCUGAGCUCCUGCUUGAGAAAAUCAGAUGCAGGAAGACGCCCCUUCGAACGUCCUCUCGGCAAUCGCGGACUCCGUCCCCGCCGUCGAGUCCGCUGGUGUCGGAAGCGGGGUUCCUUCUCUACGGACGCGACACGCCACGCGACCGAGAAUGUGGGCGGGCGGCCCACAGACAGAGGACAGAAAUCGGCGCAGAGCUUCUCUGCCCGAGGGAAGAGGAAGUAGCAGCCCGGUAAGGAGAGAGGAGUCGGUCAGGGCCGUUGGAAGAUCUCUGAGCGCAGGCGGUGGAAUGCUGUGGACGCGGCGGCACCAGAUGCUCCCCGUCUAUAGCCCUUCGCGCCGUUCCGUGAGCGCCCCAGAGACUUUGGGGGGGGGAGAGGCGCGUUGCAGAGAAAAAAACACAUCUUCUCGGAGGAUGCCCUGGACCUUGAAGGAUACCACUCUGGCACUUAUGACUCUGAAAGACCAAGAGUCCAGCUGAGGCAAAUACACACCCCCUUGUUCGGUGCUCUGGGCUUUGAAGGAUACAACUCUUACGUCACCAAUGAUGCCUACAAACCUGCUGACAUCUAUGGUGACGUUAACUCUGGGAGAGAAAACCGCUUCAUUUCAGGCAUCCAGGUAGGGAACUGCAGUACCCUCUGCUUGAAGAAGUCUCUGGCCCCUGAGGUUCAUCCUGGGAGCUCUUCUGAAGAGGAUUCUGGGCUCCCAAUGAAAUCAUUUCUGCUGUCAGGUCACCAUUUGACCUAUAAUAGAGCCAUCUAUGGUCUCCUGGCGUGCACCCUGGAGAGUUUAGAUGAGUCCGAGCUAAAAAAGUUCAAGGGCGAACUCUGCCAUUUCUACAUUCCGAUGGGCGAUCUCUAGGUCACCCAGAACUGGCUGCAGGAACGUGGUGCUUGGACUCUCUGCCAUCUGCUGCUCAGACACUAUGAUGUGGAUGGUGCCGUGGAGGUGGCAGCCAAAGUGCUGAAGGCCAUCGACUGCCAGCCGCAGGCGGACAAGCUUCUCCAUGGAAGGGCAAGUAAGGACCACGGAAAGGGGAACAUUUGUUUGAGCCUAUUAUCUCCUCAUGAAGAAAUGUGGGCUGGAGGAAGAGAGGUUUCUUUAGCUGGGUCGUGUUUGUCAUAAACUUAUUAUUUACAUUCUCAGUGUGUCUUAACCAAUUGGAGGGAGGACUCAGAAAUCGCAGGUCUCUCUUCCUAUAUUUCUAUUAUUUUAUUGCAUAAAAAUUAUACCUCAGUUGGUUGUAAAAAAACCAACAACCCUCAAGCAGUUUUAAAUGCCCCUCUUUGCCCUUCCUCCACCUCACAUUAUUUCUUCGCAUCGUUUCAACAUGGACAUUAAAUGGCAAGAAUAACAUUAUUUAUCAUCUUUGCAUUGUAGCUUUUUCAUGCUUUAUUCACUUCCCCUUCUUUGCAAUUAUUUUGAAAAAUGAUACUACAAAUACACAUGGGUGCACACAACCAGUGAUCUCAAACAGACACAGUUUUCUCCUGUGACCAAGAGCAGAUGUCUUUUACUAGUUAGAAGUAGUUUCAUCAGGGUUUCUACUUGUAAUCAGGUCUGACUUUCAGUAUAGAAUAAAUAGGAAUUUAUAGUAUGAGAUAAAUAAUAAAAAUUUACAGCAAAAUUGCUGUGGGUUCCAUCCCUCUUCAGAUCAUCUCUUGUUCCCAUUUCCCCACUUUGAUUUAUCCAUGUCAGGAUGCCUGUGUUAUCAAAGAGUUGUGUGUGUGUGUGUGUGUGUGUGUGAGAGAGAGAGAGAGAGAGAGAGAGAGAUUGGGUUAACAACCGAAUUAGUACCAUCUCUACUUUUUGCAUUCCAUUUCCUGACGACCCAAAGGUUUACAGUCCCAAUCUGUGGGUGCAAGUACAUCCCACUGAACUCAGUAGGCCUUUCCCCUAUUCCUCAUACAAGCAGAACAAGGUGAAAUUCACUUCACAUUUGUCUAAUCUUCAAGGUUUGCUUCUUCAUUUUCACAGCAGCCAUGUGGGAAAAUAAAUCACUGACCUUGUUUUUACAGGCAUUCCUGAGUUCUCAGUGCAAGUAUCAGAAUCCCCUCUAUUUGCAGAGAAAGGGCAGUGCCGAAAGACAAGCCCUGCAGAUUCCAGGAAAAGUGUAUUUUGCUACCAGUGUCCUAGAGAGGUAAAGGGCUGGACUCAUUCUGGUUUGUAUUAGCCCCUAUUAACACCUAACGUGAAUUUGAAUUUCAAGCUUAGGUAAGUUUGUGGUUUUGCUAUUCAACACGAAUUACAGUGGUACCUCUGGUACCUCGGGUUAAGUAUUUAAUUCAUUCAGGAGGUCCGUUCUUAACCUGAAACUGUUCUUAACCUGAAGCACCACUUUAGCUAAUGGGGCCUCCUGCUGCCGCCGGAGCACGAUUUCUGUUCUCAUCCUGAAGCAAAGUGCUUAACCUGAGGUACUAUUUCUGGGUUAGCGGAGUCUAUAACCUGAAGCGUAUGUAACCCGAGGUACCACUGUACUUGGAAUGGACAGGUGUCUCCAACACAAAUAAUUGUUGUUGUUUUUUGUUGUGAGCUGCAAAUGGCCAACUGCACGCACUCCUAUUGUGAUUGCUGUAUAUAGCGUGGAAAUGUUCUGUGUGGGAUCUAUACUAUGAUGUUAUCAAUUUGCAAUAAUCCCAUGUUUCAAUAGAAUUCCUCAGAUUUCAACCUGUCCCCAGUGUCUGAAGGAGCAGGAGGCAAUUCUUUGACUAAAGCAGAGGGUGUGCAUCUUGACUCCUGUGUACCUGCAUGCAAAUGCAUUGAUAUGACUACAAAAUGUUGGUUCACUACUUCCUUGCACACCCACCCAUCCUUAUCUUUCCUUACCUAGAGAGUGCAGGUAAUUUAAUAUUUUUGGGUUACAUCUGCCUUUGGUAAGUACACUGAGAUCUUUGGAAAGAAUGGCAAAUAUUCUGUAAACAUUUUUGGGUAAAAGUCUAGAUUAAAAAGAAAAGAAAAGACAAUGCCUGUAAUCACCAUACUAUAGCUCAUUGCCAAAACAAACACAAAAGGCAGAUGCUGUGACAUAGCAUUUAGUGUUUCUAUAGGGGCUCAAGCAGUGCUCCUUGGUGUAGGAACUAGGGCACUGCAAGAAGAUAAGAAUGCCUAUAUUUUCAGAUAGGAUGGGCAGUAUGGCAUAAAUAUUAAUCAUUACUGCUUUGUCACAGGAUCUUCCAGAGAGAAUCAUACCAGAUGUGGUUUGGGAUUCACAAAGGAACCAUGAAAUCUACAGGUGAGAUCUUUUUACAAUCUCUGCAUUCAAAUAAUGUUUUCAACAUUGAAUUGUCUGCUGACAAUUCUGGGAAAGGUACUACAGAACACAUUCAACUAAUGUGGGUCUCAAGGAGGCAUACCCAAAAUCACCCCAGAAAUAUACAAUGUAUAUGUGUGUGUGGCGACAUCUCAGAGAGAUCAAACACAGAAGUUUCCCACCCUUCUCGUACUGCAGCACAAAGGCAACGUGAUUCGCAGGGGGGUGGGGUUGCUGAUACAGCUCCUUGCAAGGCCACAAAAGACCCUAGGUACAUCUCUGGGGUCUCAUGGUCUUCAUAUAACCAGCUUACAUCUGUGACAGCAUGUUGUGAUUGUGUGGUGGGUGAAUUCUGUUACAGAAAAGCUUAUCUGCCAUGGUAAUGGAAGGGAGAUUGGAGCCCUCCCCAUGCUCACUGGAUUUGGCUGGUUGAGAGAAUUACUAAGAGUCACUCACACAACCUUUUGUUAGUUCCAGCAUUUAAAAGCACUUUUUUCCAGUACCGAAAGAAGCCUUACUUACUUCCUGGGCAGUCUUGUAGCCAAAAUACUUCUCUAUGACAAAAUGCUAUGUGUGUGUGGCAAGAUGUUUGCUUGGGAGAUUCUCUUUACUAAAAGCUUCAUCCCUAUACUUGGCCACUGUGUAGCAAAGAGCUUUCAAAGGGAGCCCAUAUUUUUCUUAUCCUUACCCUUCUAAUCAACUCUCCUCAUCCCCAUACAGCUUCCAAUAUGUUAUUUGCAUAGGUCUGCCACCCACACAGCUAUGGAAAUGUUCAGGGAUGCAGGAGAGGAUAUAUUGUUUGAUUAUAGCCUUUCCAACUUGUGUAAACAAGUUCACAAUUUAGCAGGGUAACAUUCCCCUUUUUAAACUCACAGCAGAUGUGUGUUUGCUCAGGCUCGCUAAAGCCUCUAUAAUAACUGUUCUGGUAUUUUCCCCUUAUUCCCUCAUAAAAGAUAAGACACGACACAGUCUUAUUUAAAAGUAUAAAAAGUUUACUCACAUUCUGUUCACAAUCGGAUCCCAGAAGGCAGACUUAGCUUAGAAAAGUAACAUGCACCUGGAAACUAUCCCAUAAACAGACAGUCCCUUUGUCCUCUCUUGGCUGGAGGCCAAGAGAGCAUCUUUGGCUAAGCAGAUGUUGCUUCUUCGACAAAAGUAGACACACAGAGAGAGAUGGCUGUCCUGCCCUGUGCUUUUGUCGUUACCUGCACAGGUGAGGCCACGCCCACCUCUAGUCACAUACAUAGGAAGUCUGUCCCAGCCCAGAAGGAAACAGGAAGUUAACCUGCUGGCUGGACAGUCAUUCCUCUCCAUGUGUAAACAUGUUCACUCUAGGAAUGUUGUACUUAACUGCUCUUGUGUUUCACAUCCCACAACAGCUGCAUCAGAUGCAGAUGAGCCAAGAGCAAAGAAGCAGAACAUGCAGGCGGUAUUGAACUUUUACUACAUUGUCAUUAGUAUGAGAAGAACAUGCAGGCCGUACAUAUUAAUAGUUGUGAGAUGAGCUACAGAUACAUCUAAUACAAGCAUGUAUCAGGAUCUACCGGUAGAUCACUGGACGUCUAUGGUAGAUCACCAGCUCCCCCCAAAAACCCUUAACAACUUUGGCUCCUCUAAAAAAAAGCUCAACAUUUUCCUCCUCCUGCACCCCCCAAAAAUGGGGCUUUCCUCCUCCCUGAAAAAAGCUCAGCUACUUUGGCCUGAACCCCCAAAAAGUGGGUAGAUCACUGCCAGUUUUUAACUCUGUGAGUAGAUCACAGUCUCUUGGGAGCUGGCCACCCCUGAUCUAAUAGAACAGCAGGGGAAACUGCACUGAUCACUGUUCCUUUCAUCUUUCUCUUUGAUGCAUUCAGCUUGUGCUCCCUUGAGGCUGGCUCCUUUCAGUGCUACUACACUGAUCUCAUAUUUGAGGUGGAAGCGGGUGUCACCAUAACAUACCACUUUGAUUCAUGGCACAAGCACCUGAAUGGAAGGGAUGCACAGAGGUUGUCUGUCGCUGGUCCUUUGCUCAACAUCCAAGCGGAUCCACUCGAGGCUGUGGCAGCCGUUCACUUCCCUCACUUCCUGUGCCUUGCAGGUACGGUAGGGGGGUGGGGAACCUUCCAAUGGUAUAACUGUAACUGGAGGAAUGAAUACUAAACAAGAAUACGAUAUAACAUGUGUGGGAUGUAAUCCACUGGGAGCAGUCAAGUACAACAUUACCUGUUUUGACUCAGAGAUGGCGGGUAAACAGGAAGGAGCUGUUACCAGGAGGGCUGGUGCGGAAAAAAGAAGGGCUAGUGUGCAGGAGGAGAUAUCUGGCUUUAAAGAAGAAUGGGAACAUUUUACAAAUUACUUAAAACAACAACAAAAUGAACUGGACUCCUUGGCAGGUUUUGAAUAAACAUACACAAAUUUAUUAUUGCUAACAUAAUAGACAGAUAAAUUAAGGAUCUUUACAAGUUUAUAUUAUGCAAAGAAUAAUAUGUGUUGAAAAAUCAGAGAGAGGAGCUGAGGGAAGUCUUGGGGGGAGGGAGGGAGGGUUUUUCUUGGGGAGGGGGAAGGGGAAAAUGGGGGAAAUGAAGAUGAUAUGUUUUUGAUAAUUUGUUAUGAUGAAAUUCUUAAUAAAAAUUAUUUUUUGAAAAAUGUUUAAAUAACCUCUAGAGCCACUGCCCUAAGCAAGCUACCUAUUAUUGACCCAUAUUCCAUUUGUGUUCCUUUUUUUUACAGAUGGGGACAGCUCCCAAGUCUACAUUGGACAUUUUGUGGAAGAGGGGAUGAGUCUAGAAAAGCCAAGCAGAGUGGGGUCACGUCAUGCUGUGUUGAGAAACCCCAAGUUCUCUCCCCGUGGAGUAGUUUUCAAAAAGCCUUGGUUUAAACGGAAGAUGAAGGUCCACUGCAUCACACUGCUCUAUCAAGUGCUUGAAGUUCCAGCUCAAAAAUUCCACCUAUACCUCCUCCCAAACGACUCUUCUCUAAGAAAGGUAAUUGGGAAUCUUUCACUUGCUAAGUGGCAUGAGACUUGCAAUAUAAUUAGAUGCAAGAACUGUGGGCAAACUCAUUCAUCAAGGUGUGCUUGGAUUGAUUGAUUGAUAUUGAUUGAUUGAUUGAUUGAUUGAUUGAUAGAUAUUGAUUGAUUGAUUGAUUGAUUGAUUGAUUGAUUGACGUUCUAGCAAACAUGAACCCACAUUAGCAAUUGCCCCCCACCAGCAUUAGUAUUCAAAUAUCCAGUAUAAAAAUAAACCCCUUUCCUUUGCUGGGCAGAAGCCAAAUGACUGUCUUCUUCUCUAGACACAGUGUUGUCAUCGAAUUGUGUAAAGAAAAUACCUUUAUGCCAGGUUAUGUAGCAUGUUGACUUGGAAGUCUUCCCUGAGGUGAGGCUUGGAAUUGGCUUAGCAGCUUGGCAUCUCCCUUGCAUGUCUCAAAAAUCACUCUGUUUGGGGGCCACUAGGGGGCGCAUCGGAAGAUGGCUGACAAUAACAUCUCUCCGACCCACAUGAGGUAAUUUGGAGGCUAUGAUGGGGGUAAUUAGCCUCCUUAACCCCUCCAGGAUUGUGGGGGGGACGGCCCUUGCCUGCUGUGCCCUAUACCACCCCAAAUUUGUGGGGAUGGGGGCACUAGGCACAAAGCCCUCCUGUGGGAUUCCGGCACUCCUCGAUGCCGUCUCUGAUCCGCGCCACUAGUUUGCAAGAAUCUUCAAAAGAAACAAUUUGGACGAGAUAAAUUGCACAUACUUUUAGGAUAGAUGGGGAGUUUUGACUGGUGAAAGAAGAGAUCUCUGAUAAAACAAGACAAGAAUAAGAUAUGAGAAGAUACGUCAAGAUACGGUAGGCCAAAUGACGGCGGGGGGAGGGGGGGAAAACCCUCCUUUAUUUCUCUAUGUGAUUAAACAAGAAUCCCCUCCCCUAAUGAGUCAGAAAUGUCGUUUUAAGGACUUAAGUUGUGGAUUUAAGGCUGUGUGGAGAUAAAUUUUCGAACCAAAGCAAUGUUCCAAGACGAAGCUGGAAAUUUAAGAGUUUUGGAAUGACGCAGUUAAAAAUGCCGUCGCCAUUUUGGGAGGCACUGUCGGAGCUCUUGAGUCUGGGAGGAGAAAGAGAGAAACAGAGUUGUUUACAUAUCGUGGACUAACUCCUCAGUGGGACUUAAGAGUGACAACUGCCUAAUUUAUGAUGGAAAGAGCGAUGUUAUCUACGAAGGAGAUGAUAUAUGGAAACCAUCUGGACUUAGAUUGGAAGAACGGGAAAUUCACACAGGAUUAUUAUAUUUGCUUAUCGGCUUAAGGAGACUAACAGAAGAGAUCAGUAAGGAAAAAGAGAAAGUAUAUGAACAAGAUAUGAUGUGGAAACACCAAGAUAAGAUUGGAUAGAACUAUGAACUCUGUUUGGACUGAUUGGGACUGAUUUGGACAUUAAUGCAGUAAUAAGAAGAUGAUUUGAAUCCCCCUUUGGAUCUUGAAGUAUGGGUUCCCCCAACAAAAUUUAAAAAUUUGGCUUUGUAAUUUGGAAUUUAUGUGAUGUGAUUUAAUUUGAUGUGAUUGGCCAGUUAAUAAAAAUUAUUAAAAAAAAACCACACAAAAAUCACUCUGUUUGUGCUUCCCAGACAGUCCAUGAGAAAGAAGAGAAAUGCCCUUCGUGGAGAUUGGAUAAACCCUCUGUCAUCCUCAAGCCUCUUAAGAUUGGCUCUCGCUUCUUUGUGCAGAAGUUAGAUGAUGUUGAAAUCUGCCCCAAGGUAAGACGCAAAAAUGAUGGAAAGUGUUACCUGGAGGGAGUCUGUGUGGUAUGAGAAGGGGACAGCUAUACCAGGAUCCCUUCAACCUCUUAUUUACUUCCCUUAAAAUUGGUAGACCAUGGGCUAAGCCAUAGUCACACAGCUUUCCCUCUUUCCUACAGGAACUGGAGCUUCAAUAUUUGCAUGCAGACAUGGAGCAGCAGUACCUUGAACUCUAUGCUGAACACAGGCAAGAUAAGUUCCACUUCAACCUGAUAGAGAAGAAAAGGGAUGAACUCAUCUGGGAGGCCUUUGUGAGACAAGGUGAGCUUUGCUCAAGGGAAGACUGCAAGAUUAGACCAUAGCUUGAAAAGGCCACAUGCACUCUCUGACUGCAUCUUCCCUGUUCUCUUUCAGAAGAGCUGAAAUCUUCUAACCCAACAGAAGGUCAGUAGGAAUGCAGUAAUAGCCUACCCAGGGUUGCACAUCUGGAAUGGUGCAUAUUCACUAUGGGAAAUUUUAGAGUGAGAUUUGGAAGUCAUCCUUGAAGUCUCUGCUUGCUUCAUGCAUCUGCUCAUUCUCUCUCUCUCUCUCUCUCUCUCUCUCUCUCUCUCUUCCAGCUGCUAGUGGCUACAUAGAGACUUCUGCACUGUUCCUCAGCAGUGCCUCUGGAACAUGCCAUGAGUUAUUUCUCAUAUUCUCAGCCAUUUUCUAUCCCUAUAAAUGUCUGGGAGGCAGGACAGCUUGAAGACAAAUUACGCCUUCUACUUUGAUCACCUCUCUCUAGAGCUCACUGUCUUGAAACAUCCUCUGCAGCCAUUUUUUAAAAAGAGCAUUUUCUUUUAUUUUUGUCUGACAGAGGCAAGCCCACCUCAUCCAAUGUCAGUCUCACCAAAACAACAUUUCAUUGAGCAACACCGGGAAGAGCUGAUCCAGCGGACCAGCAACGUGGAAGCGGUGCUGGAUAUGCUCCUAGGCACCAUUCUGAAUAAUGAGCAGUAUGAAACGAUCUCUUCGAAGGGAACCAACCAAGAGAAAAUGAGGGCGCUCUACAUGCUGGCGCCAAGUUGGAACCGCUAUUGCAAGGAUCUGCUUUACAAAGUACUGAAGAACAGAAAUCCAUAUCUUUUUGAUGAACUGGAAGGGAAAUGAGACCACAAUGAAGUCAAAGAGAGACAACAGGAACUCCAACUGCAUGUACUAUGUGACUUCAGUUCUUCCUUAAUCAAUAAAGAAGGGACCGUAUGAGGUCACUUCCUUAAUGCUUUUUUGGGGGGGGGAAUUUCCAACAAAGGAAAUAAUAUUAUGUAUUUGCCCCUGCAUGAGCUCUCUUUUGUUUAUCUUACUAAAAUGUGUGGUUCAUUCUUAGCAAUGAGGACAAAGAAGGGGAGGUCAGCUGACCACAAAUAAACAGGUGCAAUUGCCUAAUUCCUAGCUUGCAGUGAGCUGCAUUAGGGUUUUUUUUAUUCUGCUAAAAGGGCUUCACAGCCUGUUUCUCAAACACGUGUGGGACAGGAGGUUUAAAUUUUAAUUUACAAAAUUAAUCCUCAAUCCAUUGCCAUCAAAAUCAGCAAUUGCUGCUGGCUGAGCCUUGUCCUUUUCCAGUUUGUCCAUCACCAGAGAAGAGUGGGAGAAAGAAACUUGCUUAUUGCAAGCACCAGCAGCAUAAGGGAGAUGUCUCUCCCUAAGCAGGUGUCUUAAAAAUAAGGGGACUGCUUGCUUUGGCUGCACCAGUAGGGAACAGGCACGUCCACUGCCAAAUCAAGCAGCAUUUAAACACACACACCCCAGUCAUCAGCAGUGAGCUAUCAGAAAACGUACAAGGAUUUUAGGCUGACAGGUUUUUCAACCUAAAUCAGAUAAGUUCUGGUUUUAGAUUGAUAGAAAAAGUGUCACAGUUAUUUCUGAAAACCAGAGUUAUGGGAGCACAACAGAAUGGCAGGAAAUUGCCCAAAUCUCACAGUUGUUUCAUAUAUAUAUAUAUAACAAGCCUGAUCCUCUGUCACUUAACUGUGUCCCCUCAGCUUUUCUUUCAGCUUCUUCCCACCCUAACUUUUCUCUCAAUAGUCCAGCAAAAACGAAGCACUGCAAAACCAGCAAGCACUAAGCAUAGGUUUGUGCAAGGCAGAAAAGAAGUCCUCAAAGAGCUUCACAGGCUGAAGAGAUCUCCAGAAGAGUUCCUUCUGCAGUGUAGCAAAGAAGUGGGGAGAAAGAAUUGCAACAGGGGCUGCUCCAGGCUGGACUCUGGGCCUCAGGCUGAGCCCCCUGCCUCCCUCACACUAACUAGAGGGACUGGAAAUGGCAACAGAAUGAGACACUCCUUCCUGCUUACCUCUGCAGUGUGGGAUGUAAUCCAUUGGAGCAGUCAAAUACAACAUUUCUUGUUUCCCUAGAGUGGACACAGGAAAUGUUACUCCAGCCAAGGUAGAAUUUCCUGUUACACCUGGUCUGGAGCUUUCUCCCCCUGCAUGUGACCAAGUAGAUGAGCAUGACCCUUGCAGACCUAACAAAAGGCCCAGUCAUGCAACCAUCUCUCUCUCCUAUUUUGGCCACUGCUCCUGGUGCAUUUGAUGCUGUCUGCUGGCUCUCUGCCAGCAGCACAUAGGCCCAUCCUUACAAGGAUGUAAGCCACACUAGUCCUGAGAGGCAUGUAUUAGCUUCCAGGAUGUUUCCGAGCACAAUUCAAAGUGUUGAUGCUGACCUUUAAAGCCCCAAAUGGCCUCAGUCCUGUAUAACUGAAGGAAUGUCUCCACCUCCAUUGUUCAGUCUAGACACUGAGAUCCAGCGCCGAGGGCCUUCUGGCAGUUCCCUCACUGAGAGAAGUGAGGUUACAGGGAACCAGGCAGAGGGCCUUCUCAGUAGUGGCGCCUGCCCUGUGGAACGCUCUCCCAUCAGAUGUCAAGGAAAUAAGCAACUAUUCUAGUUUUAAAAGACAUCUGAAGGCAGCCCUGUUUAGGGAACUUUUAAUGUUGUAUGCUGUAUUGUGUUUUUAAUAUUCAAUUGGGAGCUGCCCAAAUUGGCUGGGGAAACCCAGCCAGAUGGGCAGGUUAUAAAUAAUAAAUUAUUAUUAUUAUUUCUGGGAUCAUACUUUGAAUUGAAUGUGAGUAAACAUUUCAUUACUUAUAAUGAAGACUCUUGUGUCUUUUUUCUUUUAGGAGGGAAUCAAAGGGGUCUUACCAGGAAUAUACCAUAUUUUUUGGUCCAUAAGACGCAUCUGACCAUAAGACGCACCUAGUUUUUAGAGGAGGAAAACGGGGGGGGGGGGGAAUAUUCUGAAUCAAAUGUUGUACUCAACUAUUUAAUAAACUACCAGUAUAAUAUCAGAGUGAGACGGAGAGGGACAGGAGCUCUAUGUUUCUUUAGCAUGCGCGCUCAAGGAGCGGGGAGGCAGCACACCCCCGGACGGACCUGACACAGGAAUCCCAGCAGCCUCCUCUCGUGUAAACGGCUCCUCUCCCUCUUUGCUGCUUUAAAGUGAGCCCGUCCCUCCCUCCCUACUCCACAGCUCGCUUUAAAGCAGCAAAGCAGGACAGGAGCCACUUACACCUAGCUUCCUGCUGUGUAUAGAAGGGAAUGAACUCUGCUGUAUGACUCACUAGCUUGAGUUAGGAAGGAUAAUAUUUAAUCAAUAUAUCCUCUCCUACUAUCCACAAUUCCCACAUGCAGCCUCUCCUGUUUUGUGCUUUUUUACAGGGCUCAGCUGGUGCUGACUUUGAAUGGGUGUGAUGGUGAAGAUCCUCCACAGCCAUCUUUUGGACAUCUUGAAGGACUUGGGGAGGAGGAAUUCAAGAAGUCCAAGGGCAAAUUCAUUCAGUUCCUUUAGUGAGCAGGUU